ACAAAAAAGAUAUGCCUUGAUUACGAAGGAAUGAUUACGGUGGAAUAUCAGACAUUGAUCCUCAGACUCCCUUAUAAAAUAUUAAGAGUAAGCCGGCCCGAGAUGAGUCUGGAGUCGUUGUUUCAGCAUAUCAUCUUCACUGAGCAUCAGGCUGAGGAGAGCCGCAGAGUGAUGCGAGAAGUGAGGUCGGAAAUUACCAAGUGUCGUGGAAAAAUUAAGAAGGCAACAGAGGAUCUGAAUGAAGAGAAAGUCAAGUUGGAAUCCAAGGUUCAGCAGUUUUCUGAGAAAUCUUUCCUCUUAGAGCUUUUGAAAACCCAUGAAAACGCGUUAGAGAGACAGCACAGUGAGAUUAUCAGUGAGCGGGAUACACUACUCCAAGCCUGCGAGGCUAUAAAGAAAAAAACCACAGAGGAAGAGGAAAGAUUUAUUAAGGAAAUUACAGACUUCAAUGACAAUUAUGAAAUAACCAAGAAAAGAGAUACUUUGCUGAAAGAAAAUAUUAAGAUGGAAAUUGCUGACUUAGACAACCAGGCAGAUGUUUUGAGAGGGGAAAUGAAGUCAAUGGAAUGUAACAAUGGACAGUUACGGGAACUUCAAAAACUGAAAAAUGAACUGUUACAAGAAUUAUUUACUCUCCAGAAAAAGCUUAAAGUUCUUAAAGAUGAAGAGACUGAAGCCAUUUGUAUCACCAAACAUCUAGAGGCAGAAAAAAACAAGAUAAGAGCUAAGCCUCAACAUGAUCCUGAGUGUGUGCGGCUUAAAAGGGAGUUAGAUCUUUAUAGAGCAGAAGACAUGGAAGGUAUCUGCAGAGCUCUCCAAACAGAAGUGGACCUUCUGGAGUCGGCACUGGCACCAAAGGAUACCGGACGAUAACUCCUCGAGCUGAUGAGCCGCCUCACACUUGAACAUCCUAGAUCCAGACAUGAGCAUGUAGAGCAGAUCACGUUUCUAUAUGAGCAUUAGGUCCAGGCCCAUGUGGAAGAGUGCUGACUUUAUUGUAUACCUACAUAACAUGGUUUAUCUUUAAGAGGUCCUCGUGCAGUUUCUAAAUGGAGAGAAAGGAGAAGAUACUGAACUCCAGGCUUCUUAAGCUGUUUUGUCCUUUCUGAUCUCUCUGUCUCAUUUUUUACUGUAGCUUACCUUAGGUCCUGUCAAACACACACAGAAAGAAGUGUUCAGGUUAUUGAUUCAAUUUUGUUGGUGUUGUUUCUGCCAGGGAAGAGUGCUUACUUUGAUUUUAUUAUUCUUCCAAUCAUCAAAUGCCUGUCAGCCGUGAUCACUUGAGGCCUUUCCUUCCUGUGUGUGUGCAGAGAGCAUCAAAGUCUGAGGCAUCUCCAGACAGUCUCCAUGGUUCCUGUACCUACCACUUCUCCUCCGAAUGACAGCCUUGGUUGGGAGUAAGGAAGUUCUUCACUUGGGAAGGUGUGGAAUGCCCAGCAUUGUGUUCUCUCCACAAUGACCUGUCCUGCUCCCAGAUCCGGUAUUUUCACUAGGAUCAGAGCUGUUGAAUUUUCACUAGUGUUUCCCUAGGAUCGGAGCUGUUGAAUUUUUUCUAGUGCUUCACUAGGUUUAGAGCUGUUUAGUCAGAGCCUAAACCAGGCUAUAUGGGAGGAUGGAGUGUUAGAAUUGUUAAGUGUUGAUGUUGGAGCUGUGGUCCUGUGAAUUUGUUUAGUGCCUCACAUGACCAGUUCAGAAAUGUCUCAAAUCCAUUUGGGUUAAAGUAGAGUGCCAAGGCUUUAAUUUCAGAGAAAGUGUUACUUUGCUACAACUAUUUUGGUAACUGUAGUUGUAUACUCUUACUUUUGAAAAAAACAGGAAACUCGCCUUUGGGGCAAAGGCACCAGAAUCUUAGAUCUGUGACUGUUAUGCAAUGUUAAUGAGCUGGAGAAUUUACGUAUAGACUUCUUUCCACUCAUAGCCAUUCGUGCACAUGACUGGGUCUAGAGUGAAACUCUGGUAUGGCCUGCGGAUGCCCUGUUAUGCAUACAAACAGAAUCGACCACCACUUACUUAUAUGACUGUCAUCUGUUAGCGUGCCGUAUGAAACUGUAGUAAGAAAUUCAGUGACAGCUGUGGCUUGGUGUUUCUACUAUUUAAAACGAAAUAAAUAACUCAAGGUUCAAGCCACUGUUCACAUAGUCAAAGGUAUGGCACUAUGCGCACUGUGUGGGAGAGUAACACAAUACUAGCCAUGUGACUGGACUGUGUCCACAGGACAGGUUCUGCAAAGUGGAGGAAACAGCAGCCAGCAGCAGCCAUGGGGUAAAGCCGAGCUGCUCCCGCUGGGGUAAAGCCAAGCUGCUCCCGCUGGCAUAGGUCUUCAGUUGUUGCUUUCCUCUCCUUUUCCAUAUUUGUAAGUCAUAAAACUCUUGGAAGGAAAAUUAACUGAAUUUGUGUACAUAUAAAUAUGUCUCAGACUGAAUUUAAUUACUCUGGAAGUGAGACAGUGACUAUAGAGAGAGGCAGUGUGUGAGCAAGUUGACUAUUCAGUUAAUUCAUUAAAGUGGUUGUGCGUUUAGUCAUGAGCAAAGUGCCACUAACCAUGUGAUCCCAAUGCCGCACUUGCACUGCCUGCCAUGCCAUUGUGGAUCUUUAAUGCCACCCUACUUUCAAGGAGCAAUUUCUAAUUUUUACCUCUCUAUUGGAGACUAUUAGAAUGUAUAGCUUGUUAUGUAUUUUCCUGUUGAUUGAGAGCCACUUGGCUAGAGGAAAAGUAGCAAUAAAAUCAUAGGAUGUGGAGCAUGCCCUAGUGCAGAUUCCUUUCUCUUCUUAGACCUUAGUGUUGAAAGGCAGGGAGAGGCAAGGAGAAGAAAGAACUUUACGGGUUGUGCAGCUAGACAGGGUUGCCUCUUCAUUGUCUUGUUGAAAAUAUAUUUUCUUUGGUAAAAGAGAAAGAGCAUUUGCCUGCCUGCCUGCCUGCCUGCCUGUCUUUUCUUGGAACUUGUAAAACUAGGAUGAGAUUUUAAAAGCCUAAAAGAAGGUUGAGGUCAUUGUAUUAUAAUCAGUAAGGACUAGGAAACUGAGUGAAGUGGCGUUGAUCCCUUACUGUGGAGUCUCUUACCAGAUGGGCAUGCUGGGUGCUUGCAGAUAGAUAGACAGUACACACCGGCCAUGUGCCUUCUUGGCCUUGGCUGAGGAGAGUCCUUUUCUAUUUUGCACUAAUCAAUCAUAAAUAACUAUGUCACACUGUGAUGACUAAAUUGUUUAUUUGCAGUCCAGAAAUCAGUAGCCGUUCAGGGACAUGAUUAGCAAUGAAGAAGACAUUGUAGGCAUGGGCACAGUAGGAUAAGGUGCUCUGUCUUAAAUGUCUAUUAUAGUAUAAAAUUUGAACUGUGACGUUGGUCAGCAUCCUAGUGAGCCGUUCAGCACUUGGAGUUGGUCUAUUUUAGGUGGGCUUCCAUGCUUGCUUGUUCUACCUCUCUUCUGUCUUUGCCAUUUGAAAAAAUGUAAGCUUACCUCUCAGAAUCCAGUUCAGAACAUUUUCUGUCAAGGGGAUUUUUUUCAGGAUGUGAACUAAAAGUGAAAAAUAUUUCAUAUCAUUAGCCUGGAGCAGGGAUUAAAUCUUAGAGGUCUGUGCCCCUUUUAUCUUAAUACAACAGGUUUUGUUUUAUUUUAUUUUUAAUGUAAGAAUGGAGUAGAGUUAUCUCUGAAAAUGUUUAAGGUAGGAAUGCAUAGUUAGCUGACUUUGUACUUUGUGAAUAUUGUAUUUUAAAGUUAAAUUGUUUUGUUUUGGCUUUAUCUAAAAGUCAAAUAAUUAUACUGGAGAUUCAACGUCAUCUUCUUAUUUAAUUCACUCAGGAUAUGAAAUAAAUAACACUGACACAACCUUGACUAAUAGUCCAUGAAGGAUAUUGUAUUAGGCCCCCUCCCCCAUACAGGAGAAGCAAGAUUUCCCAUUGUUUGCUGGCGGAGGCUCCUGUUUGUUAAGCACAGGAGGACCUGCACAAGGUAGCAUGUGUUACCAGAGCAUGCCUUCUUUCACUGGAGGAAGAAGCAACACUAGAGACAGGCUGGCCCCGUGUGUUGUGCGCUCCCAGCCGCUGCCAUGGAAAGUCCCGAGCUGUUGGAAUCGAGUGCUUAUUUAAACAACUGCUUCUAAUACAUAGCAAAUUUAUCUUUAAAAAGCCUUUAUAAAAUCAACAGCACCAGAAUUCAGAUGUUGGGGAAAAUAAAGAACAAGUGAAAUGUAAAAUUAAUAGCAAUGACUGACAUAGCAAGGAGCUGUUCUGAGGCACAGGAAGCAGGAGAAAUGCUUUUGUUUUUCUCUUUACAGCCAGAAGAGCUCCACGCCUCUCAUGAUUCUAAGUUCAUUAUUUUCAUACUUGUAAUAAAUUGCCAUCCUAAUUAGUUGGUAAAUAAAAUCUUGUUAAAA
This is a messenger RNA of Mastomys coucha (southern multimammate mouse), 4372 nucleotides long. It is a transcript of the gene Ccdc172, whose product is annotated as coiled-coil domain containing 172. The record is from RefSeq and is a predicted model, not a curated record. The transcript is spliced from 9 exons. Gene Ontology annotation, cellular component: cytoplasm. The coding region runs from base 31 to 873 and encodes 280 amino acids. Lineage: Eukaryota; Metazoa; Chordata; Mammalia; Rodentia; Muridae.